AAUAAGCUAACAAGUGCAGCCAAACAGUGGGCUUGAAACCCUCAGGUGAGUAUAAAAUAAACCUAAGAUUAAAGAAAAAAUUGAGAAAGAAGCAGAGGCAGACACAUAGAGGAAACAAAGAUGGGGGGAGGAAUGGAGGCAAACAAAAACAGGUUCAUAGAAGAAUGGAACACUAAAAGAGAGAAUCUGGAGGUCAACUUCCGCUGGACUCGCCGCAACUUAGCUCUCGUUGGCAUAUUCGGCAUCGCCGUCCCCUUCCUUAUCUAUAAGGGCAUUGUUCGUGAAUUUCAUAUGCAGGAUGAAGAUGCAGGUAGGCCAUACAGGAAGUUCAUCUGAGUUUCUCACUGCGAUGCUUGAUAAUAAAGGUCGAUGAGUAAAACCGGGUUUUCUAUGGGACUAUAAAUUGUGUUGUUUACCCGGUUUCAAAACUUCUGUCUUUUUGUUCAUCUUGACCAUAUCUUGUGUUUUUUCUUGUAUAUUUCUUGUGUACUUCUUCAACGUUUAAAUUGUGCUCAAAUUAAAAUUAAGUGUUUGGAUAUUAUUCACCUCAUAAUUAAAUGUGGAUUAAAUAU
Durio zibethinus is the source of this 572-nucleotide messenger RNA. RefSeq lists its product as uncharacterized. Gene Ontology annotation, cellular component: respiratory chain complex I. The record is from RefSeq and is a predicted model, not a curated record. Lineage: Eukaryota; Viridiplantae; Streptophyta; Magnoliopsida; Malvales; Malvaceae.